This is a messenger RNA of Sabethes cyaneus, 1674 nucleotides long. Its product is annotated as protein dissatisfaction-like. The transcript is spliced from 7 exons. Lineage: Eukaryota; Metazoa; Arthropoda; Insecta; Diptera; Culicidae. Gene Ontology annotation, molecular function: zinc ion binding; nuclear receptor activity; RNA polymerase II cis-regulatory region sequence-specific DNA binding. The record is from RefSeq and is a predicted model, not a curated record. The coding region runs from base 1 to 1674 and encodes 557 amino acids. Gene Ontology annotation, biological process: regulation of transcription by RNA polymerase II; cell differentiation; anatomical structure development.
AUGGUCCAAGGUUUGUUCUACCCGCAGUUUACACGUGACAGAUUACUCGACAUUCCAUGCAAGGUGUGCGGAGAUCGAAGCUCAGGAAAACAUUAUGGAAUAUAUAGCUGUGAUGGUUGUUCCGGUUUCUUCAAACGUAGUAUACACCGGAAUCGGGUUUACACCUGCAAGGCUGCCGGCGAACUGAAGGGACGCUGUCCGGUCGACAAAACCCAUCGUAACCAGUGCCGCGCCUGUAGAUUAUCCAAGUGCUUCCAAUCAGCAAUGAACAAAGACGCUGUCCAGCAUGAACGAGGACCGCGAAAACCGAAACUGCAGCACCUUCCGCCAAACGGAGCUCACCCACAUCAUCUCGGUGGACCAUUCGUGAAUACGUCCUCCUACAGCCAUGUGCCACAUUUUGCCAGCAUACAUCACGCUAGCAUGCAGCAAAACUCGUUACUACACCACCCGCAACCUCUGUCGUUCGCCCCGCUUAGUCAUCCUAUGCCACCUAAUUUGCUCCAGCAUGUAAAAUUAGAACAGACGAAAUUCGAGUUUUCAUCUGCCAACAACUCUCAAAUUCCACCCAACUUGUUGCCACCCGUUAAGAUGGAGCAAACAAGACUUUCUUCGUUCGACUUUUCACCUUCCAGCCAACGAUUCUAUAAGCCUUUGGAACAACUGCCACCCUCUCCUACCGAUUCCAAAAGUUCCAUUAGCGUCGAUUCGCCAUCGGAAAGUAUGACCAGUCCUCAACCAUCCACAGUAGACUGCGGGUCAAGUGUUCUUAGUCCUACUCCGAUCAACGCAAGCAACCUCAGUCUUCCUUCACCGCUUUCUCAAAACGGAGUUUUAGAUAUACUUAUGGGUUCCGACAAGUGUCAGGAAUUUCUUCAAUAUCAAAUGCACAACAAUAACUUGAUGUUCCCGAAUUUCAAUCUCUCCGAAGGAGGAGGGCCUGUACCACCUCCCCCUCCUCCUCCGCCAUUAAUUCACCAUCCAACGGUAUUACCUCCUGGCAGCCCCGGACUACGUCUACCGACGUGGGAAGUUUUGCAAGAAACUACAGCGCGAUUGCUUUUCAUGUCGGUCCGAUGGGUGCGAUGUUUGAUUCCAUUUCAAACUUUGUCCAAAAAUGACCAACACCUGCUGUUGCAGGAAUCCUGGAAGGAGCUAUUUUUGCUCAACUUCGCCCAGUGGAGUGUUCCCUGGGAUCUGAGCGCCCUGCUCGAGAGCCCACAGGUGCGGGAUCGCUUGCCGCAAGAUCCCGCCACUCAGAUGGAGAUGAAAACAAUGCAGGAAAUUCUCUGUCGCUUUCGACAAAUCAGCCCCGAUCUGAGUGAACUUGGCUGCAUGAAAGCGGUGAUCCUGUUCUCCCCUGAAACAUCCGAGUUAUGUGAUGUCCAGCCAGUGGAAAUGCUGCAGGAUCAGGCUCAGUGCGUACUGUCGGAUCACGUGCGUGUUCGCUACCCCCGGCAACCGACCCGCUUCGGGCGACUUUUGCUCCUGCUGCCCUUGCUGCGAACCAUCCGCUCGGCAACCAUCGAAACGCUGUUCUUCAAGGAAACGAUAGGUAGUGUACCGAUAUCUCGUCUUCUGAUCGAUAUGUACCAAAUGGAAAAAUACACCGAACUGGAAUCCUCCAACGCAGCUGGAGCCAACGGUUCCGGUGCUUCCCUAGUGAAGCCAUAG